AUGGCCAACGUCACAACGAUGGGGACGGCGGCAGCGGGUGCAUCAACCACACAGAGCCCGGGUGCAUUUCAAUCGUUGGCACGCAACAACAGCUACGUCAUACCGGGCCUGUACGAUUUGAACGUGGAGGACACGAACUGGGUCCUCACGUCAUCGUUCAUCAUCUUCACCAUGCAGACCGGGUUCGGGAUGCUCGAGUCCGGUUGCGUCUCGGUGAAGAACGAGGUCAACAUCAUGAUGAAGAACAUCAUCGACAUUGUGCUGGGCGGGUUCACGUACUGGCUGUUCGGGUACGCGAUGGCCUUUGGACGAGGCGAGCUGAACAAUCCGUUCGUUGCGCUCGGUGACUUUCUCAUCGAUCCCGGUGUUAGUGAUCCACUGUUCGGGCCGAUCUUUGCGGCGUUCCUGUUUCAGCUGUCCUUCUCCACGACAGCCACCACGAUCGUCAGUGGUGCAAUGGCGGAAAGGUGUAACUUCAAAGCGUACUGCAUCUUCUCCUUUUUCAACACGAUCGUCUACUGCAUACCGGCCGGUUGGGUUUGGGGUGAACAUGGGUUCCUCAAGAACCUGGGUGUCGUGGAUAUAGCGGGCAGUGGACCGGUACAUCUGAUCGGCGGAGCAUCGGCAUUCGCUUCGGCCGCAAUACUUGGACCACGGUUGGGUCGAUACGCGAAGGGUACCGAUCCGUUACCGCUCGGCAAUCCGGUAAACGCAUGCAUGGGUCUGUUCGUCCUGUGGUGGGGCUGGUUGGCGUUCAACUCGGGCAGUACGUAUGGAGUCAGUGGUGCGAAAUGGGCGUAUGCGGCCCGUGCCGCUGUGAUGACAAUGAUGGGCUCGUUUGGUGGUGGAAGCUUUAGCAUCGUUUAUUCCAUGAUAAACAACGACGGACGCAUGGAUGUGGUAGAUCUGAUCAAUGGCAUUCUGGCCUCACUCGUGUCAGUUACGGCCGGAUGCUAUCUCUACCACGCGUGGGAAGCGAUCCUGAUCGGUGCGAUCGGUUCCGCAUUGUGUUGCUUCGGAAUGCCACUGUUCGAUCGGAUGGGUGUCGAUGAUCCUGUUGGAGCUAGUUCCGUUCAUGGAAUUGCCGGGAUUUGGGGAGUGCUAGCGGUGGGCUUCUUUGCGGACAAUCCACUACGCAUGGACACCACCAGUGGACGAUCGGGACUGUUCAAGGGUGGCGGUUGGUAUAUGCUAGGUGUCCAAUCGCUUUCCGCACUCUGUCUCGCCUGUUGGGGCGUCUGUUCUACGUUCGUGCUGCUGUGGCUGAUCAACAAGGUCGUUCCAAUCCGGAUGGACCCGAACGAGGAACUACUCGGCGCUGAUCUGAUGGAACACCGGAUACGUCACACGCAGAUUGGCAUUUCGCGAGCACUCUCCGCACUUGCCCCAAUCCAGCUCGAUCUGGAUGAUGUGAUCGAUGCUCCACCGAUCGGACGUAAUCCUGGCCAUGAUCGAUGUGUGGACGAAAUCCAAGCCGCCAGCCAGAAGCUUCAGCAGUGGAGGGAGGCGAUGGAUAAGUUUGCCGACCGGGCAGAAACGGGAACAAUGAAAUUAAAGCCAAGCGGAUCGCGCCUUCGCACCAAGAGCUUUCUGGGUAGGGCGCACGCAAACGGUAAGGAUAAUGCUGGAUACGAUCGAGAGGGGGGUACCGUUGCAGCGAAGAUGAGUGGCGCAGAAGGAGCAGAAGGCAAAGAAGUGCACCAACUGUCCGUGAUUGGAAGUGAGCGAAGCUACCAAGUAGGUUCUACCGAUCGGAACACCGAUCGUAACUUUGCUUGGAUCGAUUAA
Messenger RNA from Anopheles moucheti, 1788 nucleotides. It is a transcript of the gene Amt, whose product is annotated as putative ammonium transporter 2. The record is from RefSeq and is a predicted model, not a curated record. Gene Ontology annotation, cellular component: membrane. Gene Ontology annotation, biological process: ammonium homeostasis; ammonium transmembrane transport. Gene Ontology annotation, molecular function: ammonium channel activity. The transcript has 4 exons. The coding region runs from base 1 to 1788 and encodes 595 amino acids. Lineage: Eukaryota; Metazoa; Arthropoda; Insecta; Diptera; Culicidae.